AAAACGAAAACAAAAUUUAUUGUAUCAUUGAUUUAAAUGUAAUUGAUUGAUUGAUUAUACGACCGAUUAUAAAAGGAAUAUAGCAAAUAUUGAAAUACAAAUGGAAUCACCGGAAAAAUUUGAUAAUGAAUUACUUAUGGUUAUUGAUCGUUUUUCAUAUCAAUAUUAUUAUAAUAAACGUUUAAUUGGUGGUGAUAUUAGUCUUUAUCGUAGCAGUGGACGUGGUCGACCUCGAAAACAGCCGAAAAAACAAGGAUCAUCAUCAUCAAUUAUCAGUGUUGAUGAUGAUAGUUGUAUCAUUUGUUUAGAUGGAUAUAUUGAUCAGGAUAAAGUUAGACGAUUACCAUGUAUGCAUCUAUUUCAUGAAGAAUGUAUCCUACAAUGGUUUAAAUCUAUUAGUUAUCAAUGUUCUUGUCCUGUUUGUCGUAUAAAAAUAUUUUGUAAUAAUGAGAUGAGUAAAAAAUGGUCAAUACCAAGACAUUUAUUGGAACCCGAAAAACAUGUGAUGAUUAAAACUGAUGAACAAAUUAAUCGUGAUUCCAAUAAUAAUAACAAUAACAAUAACAAUAAUCGUAAUGUAAAACGUCGUACAAAUCGUCAAUCUAAUAAUAUUAAUGUUGUUAAUCAAGAACAAAACAAUAUAUCUACAACAACAACAUCAUCGAAUACUAAUAUAUCAUCAUCAUCACCACCAAUUGCAUCAAGAACUAGAAGUCAAUUACGUCGUUUAUCAUCGCAACAAUCAAUUUCAGCCACAAUGACAACAGCAACAACUAUUAAUCCUUUGAUAUCCAUUGGCCGUCGAAGUCGUAUUUGAAAUAAUCGUAUUCAUACUUGACCACCACACCCCCAUCAUACACCUGAGAUUCAUUAAUAAUUUUUCAUAAUUCAUUAUUUUCAAAACUGAAUCGAAUUAAUCACACACACAAUUUAUUAAUUUUCAAAAAACAUUUGAUUAAUAUAUCAAUCAAUC
Dermatophagoides pteronyssinus (European house dust mite) is the source of this 973-nucleotide messenger RNA. RefSeq lists its product as uncharacterized. NCBI's taxonomy places the organism in Eukaryota, Metazoa, Arthropoda, Arachnida, Sarcoptiformes, Pyroglyphidae. The record is from RefSeq and is a predicted model, not a curated record.